Messenger RNA from Eurytemora carolleeae, 579 nucleotides. RefSeq names its product succinate dehydrogenase assembly factor 2, mitochondrial. The coding region runs from base 17 to 502 and encodes 161 amino acids. Gene Ontology annotation, biological process: protein-FAD linkage; tricarboxylic acid cycle; mitochondrial respiratory chain complex II assembly. The record is from RefSeq and is a predicted model, not a curated record. The transcript is spliced from 8 exons. Gene Ontology annotation, cellular component: mitochondrion. NCBI's taxonomy places the organism in Eukaryota, Metazoa, Arthropoda, Copepoda, Calanoida, Temoridae.
UUGUAUUUUCAGAAUCAUGUCUCGAAUUAUGAAAUUAGUGGUGUUCACUGCACGCAACUCCAAUAUUGGACAGACGAAACAAGGAUUAAAUUGUCUUGGACUGCAGAAAAUGAUUUCUUCUAGAACUUUCAGCAGUGACGACGGUCCAACUCAUUCUCCUGACAAGAAAGAGCCCUGGAUUCCAGAAUAUAUUGAAAAGUUUGAUGAACCCCUGGAGGAGAAAAGAGCUCGUCUUCUGUAUCAAUCUAGAAAGCGUGGAAUGCUAGAGAAUGGAUUAUUAUUAGGAAGUUUUGCUAAGAAGUUUUUGUCUGAUAUGGACCCAGAGAAGUUAUCCCUUUACGACAGGUUGAUUAACUUGCCCUCUAAUGAUUGGGAGAUCUACUACUGGGCUACAGAAACCCGACCUACUCCGGAGGAUUUUGAUAAUGUUGUCAUGGAUAUGCUCAAGGCGCACGCUAAGAAUGAGAACAGAGAAUCUAGAAUAUCUCUCCCAGGUCUAUAGUUCUCUUCGUGCAUACUUAAUAUCCAUUCAACCCAAACUGAACCAGUUACUUUAAACAAAUUUAAUUGCAGAAAAAA